GGUACAGCGCAGGCAGUGGGCGCGGACGUCGGCGCGGGCACGUGAAAACUCACAGCGGCGUCCUUCCGUCAGCGCGGAAGGUCAAGAAGCGCUCAGCAGUCCUCUCCGAACGGAUCGGUAACCGGGACAGAAUCGCUCCUCAGAAAUGAGUUCCUCGGGGCUGGAGAAGCUGCGGAUGACGGGCGCGGGCACGGCCAUCGCCGCGCUCACGAGCGGAGGAGACGCGCAAGGCAUGAACGCGGCGAUCCGCGCCGUGACCCGGAUGGGCAUCUACGUGGGCGCCAAGGUCUACCUGGUUUAUGAGGGUUAUCAGGGGCUGGUGGACGGAGGAGACAACAUUAAACUGGCCAACUGGCAAAGCGUCACCAAUAUAAUCCAGCUGGGAGGGACGGUGAUCGGCAGCGCUCGCUGUAAGGCCUUCACCACCAGAGAGGGCCGCCUGGCCGCCGCCUUCAACCUGGUGACCCGCGGCAUCUCCAACCUGUGUGUGUGCGGCGGAGACGGCAGCCUCACCGGAGCCAACGUCUUCCGCUCCGAGUGGAGCCAGCUCCUCCAAGAGCUGCUGAAGAAAGGUCGGAUCACGGCAGAAACGGCCAAGAAGCACGGACACCUGAACAUCGUGGGUCUGGUGGGGUCCAUCGACAAUGAUUUCUGUGGGACAGACAUGACCAUCGGCGCCGAUUCGGCCCUCAACCGCAUCACAGAGAUCAUCGACGCCAUCACCACCACAGCCACCAGUCAUCAGCGCACGUUCGUGCUGGAGGUCAUGGGUCGUCACUGCGGGUAUCUGGCUCUGGUUUCAGCUCUGGCGUCUGGAGCCGACUGGCUCUUCAUCCCUGAAGCUCCUCCCGAGGACGGCUGGGAAGAGCUCAUGUGUGCUCGGCUGGGAGAGAGCCGCAGCAAAGGGUCCAGACUGAACAUCAUCAUCAUCGCUGAAGGAGCCAUCAACAGAAGCGGUCAGCCCAUCACCUCCAGCUACAUCAAAGAUCUGGUGGUGGCGCGGCUGGGAUAUGACACGCGGGUCACCGUUCUGGGUCACGUUCAGCGGGGCCGGACGCCGUCGGCCUUCGACCGAGUGCUGAGCAGUAAGAUGGGCGUGGAGGCCGUGGUGGCUCUGCUGGAGGCGGGGCCAGACACUCCCGCCUGCGUGAUCGGCCUAUCAGGAAACCAGGCUGUGCGUCUCCCGCUGAUAGAGGCCGUGGAGAUCACUCGAGAGGUUCAGAGGGCCAUGAAUGAAAAGCGUUUUGAGGAGGCCAUCCAGCUGCGGGGCAGGAGUUUUGAGAACAACUGGAGCAUUUAUAAGCUGCUGGCCUAUCAGAAGCCUGCUGCGGUCCCGAGCCAGUACUCCAUGGCUAUCCUGAAUGUCGGGGCCCCGGCGGCGGGCAUGAACGCUGCGGUGCGGUCAGCGGUGAGGGUCGGCCUGGCCUCAGGACACCGGGUUUACAUCGUCAGCGACGGCUUCGAGGGGCUGGCCAACGGCGCGGUGAAUGAAGUGUCGUGGAAUCAGGUGGCCGGCUGGACGGGUCAGGGCCGCUCUCUCCUGGGAACUAAACGGACCCUCCCGAGCACCUGCAUGGAGAAACUAGUGGCGAGUCUCGUCGCGUUCGGCAUCCAGUCGCUGCUCGUCGUCGGUGGUUUUGAGGCGUUCGAGGGCGUCCUGGAGCUGGUUGAAGCCAGAGGACGGUAUGAUGAGUUAUGUAUUCCCAUGUGCAUCAUUCCUGCCACCAUCAGCAACAACGUGCCGGGAACGGACUUCAGUCUGGGCAGCGAUACCGCCGUUAAUGCAGCGAUGGCCAGCUGCGAUAAGAUCAAGCAGUCGGCCACAGGGACCAAGAGGAGGGUCUUUGUGGUGGAGACCAUGGGGGGAUACUGCGGUUAUCUGGCAACCACCACAGGCAUCGCUGUUGGUGCGGACGCUGCUUAUAUUUUUGAAGAAUCGUUCAACAUUCACGACCUCAAGACCAAUGUGGAGCAUUUGACGGAGAAAAUGAAGAAAGACAUUCAGAGAGGUCUGGUGCUCAGGAAUGAGAAGUGUCACGAGCACUACACCACCGAUUUCAUCCACAAGCUGUACUCUGCUGAGGGCAGAGGCGUCUUCGACUGCAGGGUGAAUGUCCUGGGACACCUGCAGCAGGGUGGAGUGCCGACGCCGUUUGACAGAAACUAUGGCACUAAACUGGGCGUCCGAGCCGUGCAGUGGCUGACGGAGAAGAUGACCGACGGUUUAAGACAAGGUCGUGUGUUUGUGAACACCCCUGACACGGCCUGUGUGGUCGGCCUCUAUAAGAAGGUUCUGACCUUCAGUCCGGUCACGGAGCUGAAGGAGCUGACGGACUUUCAACACCGGAUGCCCAAGACGCAGUGGUGGCUGAAUCUCAGACUGAUGCUGAAGAUGUUGGCCAAAUAUCAGACGUCCUUCAACGAGUACGUGACGGGAGAGAUCGAGCAUGUGACCCGGCGUUCUCUCAGCAUAGACACCGGCCUUUAGACCCGCACUCCAGCGGUGCCCUCCAUCAUUAAAACGGGUAAACGCCUGAUCCUUUAAUGAGUAAAAGAGGCUAAGACUCCAGAAUUGUGCCUAAACCUGUUGCAUUAGGCCUGUAUUUACACUCCUGUUAUAAUCAACACAAGUCAUUCCUAAUAAGAUGAUAUCAUUUUGUUUACGAAUCUCACUGUUCGUUUAAUUUGUUAUGUAUUUGGACCAUUUCGUCAAAUCUAGUUUGCGAUGUUUCUAUUAAAAUCUUUCUAUCCGUAUUUAGAUUCUGAGAUUCAGUUUGGAAUUACGAUUUUUACACGUUUUGAAAAAGGUCUCUUCUGUUCACCAAGGCUGCAUUUAAUUGAUGAAAAAAUAUUUUUCGAUUUUAAACGAAAUACGCAUGUUAAAAUAUCAUUUACUUCAGUGUCACAUGAUUCUUCAGAAAUCAUUCUAAUAUAGCGAUUUGCUGCUCCGUAAACAUUUCUGAUUAUCGAAAUAGCGUUGAAAACAUUUGUGCUAACUUUGUGUCUUUCCUAUCGUUUUAAAAUAAAAGUAUCCACGUUAUUCUUUUUUCUACCUUACCCCAAUUCUUUUUAAUGGUAGUGAAUCACGGUUUUCAUUAAAAAAAAAAACAUGCAUGAAGCAUUACAACUGUUUUUGGCAUUAAUCAAAAGAUAAAUGUUUCUCAAGCAGCAAAUCAGCAUAUUGCAAAGAUUUGUGAGGGAUCGUGCGACGCAAAGGACUGAAGCAAUGAUCACAGGAAUAAAUGACAAUAAAUACAUUUUAAGUUGAAAUACUGUUUUACCAUUUUACCGUAUUUCUAAUUAAAUAAAUAAAGCCUAGGUGAGCAGAAAAAUCUUGUUUUAUUUUAUUAUUCUCUGUAUAACUUAGCUGCCAAUGUUUACACAAGUGUAGCAAUAUCAGCAUGUAACGUUAUACUGCUGGUCCAAAACAACUAAUCAAUGGUGCAAUGAAAACACUGUUAUACUUUAUGCUGCUGUUUGUAGAUAAUUCAACAAGUUCCUACAGAAUGUUAUACUCUGACAAAUCUCUAUUCCAGCAGCUUCCCAUGAGGGAAACGGUUCGAUGUAUUGUGAUGAAGCGUUGGAUUGUUAGAUGUAUUUUGUGGUUGUGAGCUUCAGUAAUGUGACCGCUGUAUUGUGUGCCUAUGCAGUGUGAUGAUUGUGAAGUGCUGCGUGUUUUACAUCUCCAGUAUUUAUAUGGAAGCCUGAAAGAUAUUGAACUGUCUGGAAAAUAAUGUCACAAUGCAAUAAUUGUAGCUUUUUGUAUUUUUCUUCUUUGGGGUGAAAUAUGGCCCGGUGGGGCCAGCUGCAUAAACUACUUAGACCGAUCAUUUUCUCCGAGAACGGUUGUAAUAUUAAGGCAUUUGCGUAAACAUUGGUCUAACUUGAGUCUGAAAAGUAAAUCAUGUUAUAGCUUGGCUAACUACUACUUAAAAUACUGUUUUGGCAACUUUCCACCCGUCGCAUAUGGACCUUUUGACACUGUAUUACCGUAAACAGCUCUGAGAUUGUUGUUGCUGACCAAGUAUCCAGUAGGGUAUUCACUUAGUGUUUCUGUCUAAGAAUGUAAGCCAUAAAAAAACUACAGUACAUGUAAAAUGAAUGUAAUGGUGUGGCUAAAUGUCAUAUUAAAAGGACCGUCGUGUCAUUUAAAAAAAUAUAUACGUAUAUUAUAAUAAAAAAAAAAUCUAUAUUUAAAAAUA
This is a messenger RNA of Puntigrus tetrazona (Sumatra barb), 4202 nucleotides long. RefSeq names its product phosphofructokinase, liver a (gene pfkla). The transcript has 22 exons. Gene Ontology annotation, molecular function: 6-phosphofructokinase activity; ATP binding; fructose-6-phosphate binding. The coding region runs from base 146 to 2488 and encodes 780 amino acids. Gene Ontology annotation, cellular component: cytoplasm; membrane; 6-phosphofructokinase complex. NCBI's taxonomy places the organism in Eukaryota, Metazoa, Chordata, Actinopteri, Cypriniformes, Cyprinidae. Gene Ontology annotation, biological process: canonical glycolysis; fructose 1,6-bisphosphate metabolic process; fructose 6-phosphate metabolic process. The record is from RefSeq and is a predicted model, not a curated record.